Sorex fumeus (smoky shrew) is the source of this 1747-nucleotide messenger RNA. RefSeq names its product histone H4 transcription factor (gene HINFP). The record is from RefSeq and is a predicted model, not a curated record. The transcript is spliced from 9 exons. Bases 228 to 1721 code for a protein of 497 amino acids. NCBI's taxonomy places the organism in Eukaryota, Metazoa, Chordata, Mammalia, Eulipotyphla, Soricidae. Gene Ontology annotation, biological process: regulation of transcription by RNA polymerase II; anatomical structure development. Gene Ontology annotation, molecular function: RNA polymerase II cis-regulatory region sequence-specific DNA binding; DNA-binding transcription factor activity, RNA polymerase II-specific.
UGCAGUGUGAGUGGGGCUCAUGCUCGUUCGUGUGCUGGGCCCUGGAGGAGUUCUUCCAGCACCUGCAGCAGCACCUGCAGCAGCACCUGCGCAGCCCCGCCCAGCGGGAGGACGACGACGACCUGAUGGCAACUAGAGGGCAGGGACCGGGAGUCUGUCCAUUGAUCGCGCCUGCCCAGCGCCGCCAGUCCAGCACUUGGUGGCCAUUCACUGCUGGUGGUUGCUGAAUGAACUCCUGGCAAAGCGGUCGAGUCUGGCCUCCUCCCUUACUGUGCAGUGCCGCGGGGAGAAGGUCGAGCUGGACGUCGCAAAAUCCACCUCUUCCUUCCGAACCCCUCUCUGCAGAGGAAGAAUUCUCCUGCCUGUGGCAGGAGUGUGGCUUUUGUUCUCUGGAAAGCUCUUCCGACCUCGUCCGCCACGUCUACUUUCACUGCUACCACACCAAGCUGAAGCAGUGGGGCCAGCAGGCCCUGCAGAGCCAGGCCGACCUCAGCCCCUGCAUCCUGGACCUUCAGAGCCGCAACAUCAUCCCCGACAUCCCCGACCGCUUCCUGUGUCUGUGGGAGCACUGCGAGAGCGCCUUCGACAAUCCCGAGUGGUUCUAUCGGCACGUGGACGCGCACAGUCUGUGCUGUGACUACCAGGCCGCGGGCAAGGACAACCACGUGGUGGCCUGCGGCUGGAAAGACUGCACCUGUACCUUCAAGGACCGCUGUAAGCUCCGGGAGCACCUCCGCAGCCACACGCAGGAGAAGGUGGUGGCCUGCCCCACCUGUGGGGGCAUGUUCGCCAACAACACCAAGUUCUUGGAUCACAUCCGACGCCAGACGGCACUGGACCAGCAGCGUUUCCAGUGCUCUCACUGCUCCAAGAGGUUCGCCACGGAGCGCCUGCUGCGGGACCACAUGCGCAACCACGUGAAUCACUAUAAGUGCCCCCUGUGCGACAUGACCUGCCCACUGCCGUCCUCCCUCCGCAACCACAUGCGCUUCCGCCACAGCGAGGACCGGCCCUUUAAAUGUGACUAUUGUGACUACAGCUGCAAGAAUCUGAUCGACCUCCGGAAGCACCUGGACACACACAGCAGAGAGCCGGCCUACAGGUGUGACGUGGACAAGUGCAGCUUCACGGCGCGCUCCCUCUCGUCCAUCAAGGCCCACUACCGGAAGGUGCACGAGGGCGACUCAGAACCAAGGUACAAGUGCCACGUCUGCGACAAGUGCUUCACCAGGGGCAACAAUCUCACCGUGCACCUGCGCAAGAAGCACCAGUUCAAGUGGCCCUCAGGGCACCCCCGUUUCCGGUACAAGGAGCAUGAGGAUGGCUACAUGCGGCUGCAGCUGGUUCGCUACGAGAGCAUGGAACUGACACAGCAGCUGCUGCGGCAGCCACAGGAGGAGUCGGCCCUGGACGCGUCCCUGAAUGAGAGCAGCCUGCAGGGCAUCAUUCUGGAGACAGUGCCCAGCGAGUCGGGCUGCCAGGAAGAGGCGGAGGAGGAGGAAGAGGGUGGGGAGGGGUCGGCCCUCGCAGCCUCCCAGGACUCCCCAAGCCCCAUCAUACACGUGGUGGAUCAGACCAAUGCGCAGGGCGAGCGAGAGAUUGUCUACUACGUGCUGUCUGAGGCCCCGGGAAAGCCACCCCCAUGCCCGGAACCCCCCACAGCAGUUGGCACGGGAAGCCGUCAGGGGAUCGCCGAAGAGCCAGAAGUCCAGACGGUGUGACAGGCACAGACCUGGUGGUCUUGCUU